CUGUCAUCCAAACACACUGCCACUUCACUCCUGAUCCAGGGAUCCCCUUCCUCCGCCCCUGCUACUCCUGAGCUCCCCGCCUCCGCCAGCCCGCGCGCGGCUGCCGGAUCUCGCGCGGUAUGGCGAUUCGCCCAUUCCAUCGCUUCCCCCUAGCUUCCAUCCCUCCGUAGUGACUCCGAGCUUGAACUCCGGCCACGGGCACCCCGCCGGCGCCCACCCGUUAUCUCAGAUCUGCGCCUGGCCGGCGUCAUCUGGCCACCCACCGCCGGUCCUCUCCGUCCUUGACUGGCCGUGGGAGACCCCGAAACUGACCGCGUCCGGGUUGCGAAGCUUCAGGCGAAGCAUUCGGCACUCGACACGCGCCGCCUGUUCGACGAAAUGUCGAGCCGCCAGAGCAAGAAGGCGUCGAGUGCGGACGGCGGCGACCGGAUCAGCGGCCUGCCGGACGAGGUCCUCCACCGCGUGCUGUCGCACCUGCCGGCGCCCGAGGCCGCGCGGACCAGCGUUCUAGCCGCCGCCUGAGCGUCGCUUUUCCUUGGGCGUCCCUGCCUGUCGGCAGGACCGAGAGAGUCGCGAGGUUAAUAUCCCAGCACGGGCUCCGCCGCAGCCACAGUCUCCACCAGCCUCGGUUGAGUGUUGCACGCCUGCUGAGUGUUGCUGGGGAUAGGACUGCGCUGGCUGUUGACAGGCUGAACAGGAUGGUGAACCGCCUGCUUCUGCUCCGCGACCCUGUGCUCUGACAUAUCUGCAACUUCAGAUUUGAUGGUUUUCCGCGUGUGGACGGUGCCGAAGUCGACGUCUGGAUCCGGCAUGUGCUGUCCUGGCAAGUUCCGGUGCUCAUAGCCAGGCUUGGCACCAAUGUUCACACGCAACUCGGGAACCAGUUUCUUGUUUCAGCACACCUGAAGAGGCUAGAGCUUAGUGAGGUGAAGUUGACAGGGAGUUUUCUUGAUUUCUCAUCAUGUACGGCGUUGGUGUGUCUGAGGAUGCAUGCUUGCAUUAUGUUGACAAGAUCUUCUCCGAAUCACUCAUAGACCUCAAAAUCACACACUGCAACUUUGACUUCGGUGCCAUAACGACUAUUUCUGUCCCAAGCCUUCGUUUUCUUGUACUAGCUUAUUGUGAAGGUCAAACUCCUAUGCUUGAAACCAUGCCACGGUUGGUGAAUGCAGUUAUCACGCUUGGAUGGUUUGAUGAGGAUCGGUGUGGUAUAGAUACUGACGAGGAUCACUGUGGCGAAGGUACUGAUGAGGUUCAUUAUGGUGAAGGUACCGAUGAGGAUUAUCAUAAGCUAUGCAGGAACUGUUGUGGUGUAUGUGCAAACUGUUGUGGUAAUGACCGCAACCGCGACUGUGUGCUUCUAGGGGGUUUGUCAAGUGUUAAAUACUUAAGAUUGGAUCCUUCCUAUCAAAUGUUCACUGUCAAAAGGGAUUUGCAAUGCUGCCCCAUGUUUGGCAAUUUAAGGACUUUGGUACUUGAUAACUGGCGUUUGAACAUUGGCUUGGAAGUGCUACUCUGUUUUCUUCAACACACACGACUCCUAGAGAAGCUUAAUAUUAAUGUGCCAAAGGAAUCUGAGAAGCCCAAUAUUGUGGACAAUGAAUUAUGCAAUUCCAUUGCAGAAUUCGUUCAUCUGCCAUAUCUUAGUGUUGUUGAAGUUAGAUACAGAAAGGAUGGUUAUAAGAUUUGCCAUUGGGAACUUUUGAAAAUCUUGGAAGUCUCUGUAAGCAAUCUGAAGCAAUUCAAUGUCAUCAGAGAUAUUUGGUACGUACCAAACUACUGGAACUACUGAUAUAGUUAAUGAAGAAAGUUCCUCCUCAUCCCAUGAAGUAUGUUUCCAAAAUCUGACUAAAAUAUGUGUUAGGACAGAGUUUAGGUUUACGUUGGCAUGAACAUACAUGAACCAAUCGUACCAUCUUUG
This is a messenger RNA of Panicum virgatum (switchgrass), 1921 nucleotides long. RefSeq lists its product as uncharacterized. Bases 962 to 1792 code for a protein of 276 amino acids. The record is from RefSeq and is a predicted model, not a curated record. NCBI's taxonomy places the organism in Eukaryota, Viridiplantae, Streptophyta, Magnoliopsida, Poales, Poaceae. The transcript has 4 exons.